AUGGCACCGACGCCCAGGCAGCACGUGUCACCGGUUCAUCCCCUGCAGCGCACGCCAGGACCGUUGCUUUGUGCUCGGCCGCGGCACUUGGUUGCUGGUGGCGCGCCGGUGGCCAGCCAGCAGGAACAUGCUGCCUUUCAGUUCUUUACGCACACGGGCGUGUCGUCGCUGGCCAGCUGCACCGACAUUGACUUUUGGACCCGCCUCGUUCCGCAACUGGCCCACGCCGAUGCAGCCAUCUAUCACGCGUCGGUGGCCGUCGGCGCGCUGCUGAUGGGUGCCCACGAUGCCGUGGCGGGCCGGGCAUUCCGCGCACAACUCACAGCGUUUGCCAUUGAGCGGCAGAACCGGGCCAUCCAGAGCACGGUGCGCGGCCUGGACGCACACCGCCGACGGCCGGCGGAGGCCGACGUCAUGACAUUGGUUCUGCUCUUCUGCAUCGAGGCGCUCCAAGGCCGCGAGCACCAGGCCCUGACGCUGUGCCAACGCGGCAUCCUGGCCCUGGCCACGGCGCACACGAUGCACGCGAUGCCCGCCGGCUUGGCUGCCCUGCUCGACCGCAUCCGACUGCAGUGCCGCAUGUUCAACGCGGGCAGCGCCGUCGACGAGUCGCCGCGGCUCAAGCAGGCCAUGGCGCGGCUGCUGGCUGGCCCCCCACGGGCCCCGUUCGCCUCGCUCGACGCAGCACGCGACGAGCAGGCCGUCCUCAUUGCCGGCGUGCAGCACAUGGUUGCCGCUCGCUGGGGCGGCCUGAGCGACGGGUCGACGGAUGCUGGAAAGAGCGGAAAGAAUGGCGUCCAGAGUCCGGCCCUGGAUGCGGCUCUUCUUGGCUGGCGAGCCCGCUUUGACCGCUACUGGGCCUCGCCCCAUGCAUGUGCCCGCACACCAGAACCGGGCACGGAACGCGUGGCGUCGUUGCUUCGCCUGCGCUAUCUAAUCGCGCGCGUCUGGAUGGCCGACGGUCCCGACCGCAGCGAGAUGGCGUACGACGACCAUGUGGAGGUCUUUGCGGGCAUUGCGGCGGAAGCGGAGCGUUGUUUGGGCGUUUGCGGGCAGGCCGAUCCAGUUGAGCAAAUCCCCCCAAUGCACGCAAAGCCCACGCCGUUUACGUUUGAGAUGGGCCUCAUUCCGCCACUCUAUUGGGCGCUGCUCCGGUGCCGCCAGCCACUGCUGCGCCGACGCCUCCUCGCGCUCCUCCGACAGGCACCUGCCCAGGAAGGCCUCUGGAGCCGGGACAUUAUGGUCCAGGUGGCCAGGGCGGUCAUGGCCUAUGAGGAAGCUUCCCUGGGACUGGGGCCCGGCGUAUGGGACGAAGCGCGAGAUGCGCGAGAUGCGCUGCUGCAACGACUGCCGGCCGAGGAGGCGCGCAUCAAGGUUGUUCGCAUCGGCCUACGCACAACUCUCGCCAACGGACGACAAGGCGACGCGGUCGAGUGCUUCGGGAUGCCCUAUGGGAGAGAAGGCGGCCUUCAAGACGUGUUGGCGUUUUCUGUAUUUUGUGAUCCGGACCAGUGA
This is a messenger RNA of Sporothrix brasiliensis 5110, 1515 nucleotides long. RefSeq lists its product as uncharacterized. Bases 1 to 1515 code for a protein of 504 amino acids. Lineage: Eukaryota; Fungi; Ascomycota; Sordariomycetes; Ophiostomatales; Ophiostomataceae. The transcript has a single exon. The record is from RefSeq and is a predicted model, not a curated record.